CUGUUCUGGAAAAUGCUGAGGUGGCUGUGUUGUUGCUUUCCACAGGAGAGGCCGAGGAUGGGGUAAACUGAAAAGACUGAUUUGGAGCAGGCAAUGUGUUAGAGACAGUAGAGCAAGAGUCUCCUCUGUGGAGGAAUCGGAGGCACCAGCCGCACAAUGCCUGCAGGGCAGAAGAUGUUCUCUGCCAGGAAGUUGUCAGGAGGUUGCAGAGCCAUCAGACUUCAUUUCCGAUCCCAUGUUGUAUCCAGAACCUCUCCCAACUUGACUUUCGUGCCAGAGUGUCUCCCCCCGGAUCCCGUGGAAGUCGAGGAGCUGCAGCACUUUGUUUCCAAGUCCAAGAGGCUCUUUGUAAUGACUGGAGCUGGAGUCUCGACUGAAUCAGGGAUCCCAGAUUACCGCUCUGAAGGCGUCGGGCUCUACGCAAGGACAGACAGGCGGCCCAUCCAGCACACCGAGUUUGUCCGCAGUGCCAGUGCCCGGCAGCGGUACUGGGCAAGGAACUUCGUGGGCUGGCCCCAGUUCUCCUCCCACCAGCCGAACGCAGCACACCUGGUGCUAAGAGACUGGGAGAAGCUGGGAAAGCUACACUGGCUGGUGACCCAGAACGUGGAUGCCCUUCACACCAAAGCUGGGAGCCAGCGCAUGACAGAACUGCACGGCUGCACGCACAGGGUUUUCUGCCUGGGCUGUGGAGACCAAACCUUGCGCUCUGAGCUGCAGGUGCACUUUGAAGCUCUGAACCCUACCUGGAAAGCUGAAGCGCUUGGUGUGGCUCCCGAUGGAGAUGUCUUCCUGACAGACGAGCAGGUGCGUAAUUUCCAAGUGCCAGCCUGCAGUAAAUGUGGUGGAAUCCUGAAGCCUGACGUGACGUUCUUUGGAGACACAGUGAGCCGGGAGAAAGUGAAUUUUGUGCACCAACGCCUGGCGGAAUCAGACUCCGUGCUGGUGGCAGGAUCCUCCAUGCAGGUAUACUCUGGUUACAGGUUUGCUCUUGCUGCCCGGGAGAAGAAGCUGCCAAUUGUGAUACUUAACAUUGGGCCCACCAGGUUAGAUCACUUUGCAUCCCUGAAACUGAAUUCCCGCUGUGGGGAGCUGCUGCCUUUGAUUGACAUACACUGACCCAAGAAGCUGAGGAUCAGUGGCUUUCAGGAGUAAAAUUUUUACAAGGACCCAUCAUCUCAAAAGCGGAAAUACUUCAACCUAAGAGGCAGCUGUGAAAUCCAAUGCAUAGCCCCUGAGGAGACCAGGAGAGGGCAGCAAGCCUCGCGCAUGCCAACCUGACCGGUUUUCUGCAUUGAAAUCAUCCCCGCUUAGGCUUACCAGGGAACCGAGGGAUGGUGAAAAAGCUUCUCUCUCUCUCUCUCUUUUUUUUUUUUAACUCCUUCCUUACCCUGCCAUUGUAAAGUGCCUUUUAUAUGCAUUCACUGAGACAGAAUGACCAGAAUUCUGUUCUGUAUCUGGAACAAUACUUUUCUUAUAAUUGUCCCAAGAGAAGAAUGAGGGAUGGAGAGUUCAAGUAACUUGACAAGUUAGAAGAGCACAGGAGGGCGAUGGCACACCACUCUGUCAGCUGGGGGAUCCACUGACACUAUCAGGCGACUGCAGGGCCUGCAGAGAGCAAAAGGAGGCAAGAGGACCCGCAGGCUUUGACUUGGGAGUAGACUGCAAUAGAAAACAUGGUUCAAAAGAGAAGCUGAACAAGAACAGCCCUCUUUUAAGAGAUGCUUGGAAAGCACAGAAUACAUGGCUGACGCCUUCCAGCAAGGAGGGGAAGCAGCACUUGUCCCCAUUGUCAGCUGGCCAAUUAAGCUAGUCACUAUCUGAACCCUUUAAAAAUAAUAUACUGUUGAGAUGCCAAAGGAGUUUUUCCUAGCUAAUCUGACCAGAGCUGCUUUCGGUGUGGCUGCUACAUUUUCUAGAAUGCACUUUUGAAUACGUUAUUCUAUUAAUGAACAGUUCAAUGGUGAA
Messenger RNA from Struthio camelus australis, 1968 nucleotides. The record is from RefSeq and is a predicted model, not a curated record. Lineage: Eukaryota; Metazoa; Chordata; Aves; Struthioniformes; Struthionidae.